Belonocnema kinseyi is the source of this 509-nucleotide messenger RNA. RefSeq names its product S-adenosylmethionine synthase-like. Gene Ontology annotation, cellular component: cytosol. Bases 1 to 462 code for a protein of 153 amino acids. NCBI's taxonomy places the organism in Eukaryota, Metazoa, Arthropoda, Insecta, Hymenoptera, Cynipidae. The transcript has 3 exons. Gene Ontology annotation, molecular function: methionine adenosyltransferase activity; ATP binding. The record is from RefSeq and is a predicted model, not a curated record. Gene Ontology annotation, biological process: S-adenosylmethionine biosynthetic process.
AUGAAACACCGAAAGUCCAAUCAAAAAACUUCCUGUCCUAGCGAUGCUGGACUCACGGGUCGUAAAAUAAUUGUAGACACAUAUGGAGGAUGGGGUGCUCAUGGCGGUGGAGCCUUUUCCGGAAAAGAUUUUACCAAAGUAGACAGAUCUGCAGCCUACGCAGCGAGAUGGGUCGCCAAAUCGCUAGUGAAGGCCAAUCUUUGCAGGCGUUGUCUCGUCCAGGUUUCGUAUGCAAUCGGAGUGGCUGAACCUCUCUCGAUCACCGUUUUCGACUACGGCACAUCGAAACAUUCGCAGAAGGAUCUGCUGGGAAUUGUUCGGAAAAAUUUUGAUCUGCGCCCGGGCAAAAUUGUGAAAGAGUUGAAUCUGCGAAAUCCAAUUUAUCAGCAGACAAGCACCUACGGUCACUUUGGCCGCGACGGUUUCUCCUGGGAGCAGCCAAAGCCCCUAAUUUUUGAUUGAUGAGAGCGAGAUAAUAAUCUUAUUAUCUGCCCUAAACCGCUUGAAUG